UUAGCGAAGGAGAUUGAUGAUGACGAUGAUGAAGAAGUCUGUAAUUUGCAUGUGUCUCCUGUUGCUUUUGCUCUUAGCAAUUAGUAGAGCAGAGUCGUCGAUCAAUUCAUGCACCAGGCGUUGCGGCAACGUCGACAUCCCCUUCCCCUUUGGCAUCGAGUCGGACUGCUUCCUUCCCGGCUUCCACGUCGUCUGCAACAACUCCAAACUCUACUCCGGCGGCAUCCAAAUCCUCAACAUCAAUCCCGACAAGUCUCAUGCCCACAUACUCCAGAAAAUCGCACUCGUCGACCCACAAAACAACAACAACUCCACUACCGGAGUCCACAUCUCAACGGCGAUGAACCUCACCGGCUCGCCCUUCCGCUUCUCCGAGAGCCGCAACAUCUUCGCCGCCUUCGGCUGCAACGUCAUCGCCUUCUUCAACACAUCCAUCCCCGGCAAAAUUUCCGAUACUGGAUACGGACGGCAUUCCUGCGCCGCUCUCUGCAACGACGUCAACUACAUCCACCUUAACGGUACUUGCUCCGGCGCCGACGGCUGCUGCCAGAUCACCAACAUUCCCCGGGAAAUGCAGCAACUAACUUCCUACUUGAUCCUUGACUUCGCCGGAUUUAGCGGCGGCUUGUCGUCACAAAAUUCGUCGUUCCUCUUCUCGACCCUCGUGUCUCAGUCCUAUUUCAAUUCGUCGUCGGACCUUCGCGGGCGUGACUUAUUUGAGCUAUUCCAAGGACAGGUUCCGGUCUCCGUCGACUGGACCAUUACCAACGCGUCGUGCCAUGAAGCUAAGCUCAAUCCCACCGCCUAUGCGUGCCGGAGUCAGAACAGCGAGUGUUACGAACCCUAUUCCUCCUUCAAAGGAUACACCUGCAGCUGCAGUGAAUAUUACAAAGGCAAUCCCUACAAGGCAGGCGGAUGUUCUGUUAGUAAAUGCGAUCUACACCCGGCUGUUAUGGAGUGUGUCCAAAGGGCGGGCAAUGCUUUUGCCCGCCAGGCAUGGGAGGGGAUCCGUUUCAUCCAAUCGGAUGUGGUGUAGAAGUCACUCCGGCAAGAAACAUCUUUUUGAUUAUAAGUGCAAGUGUUGGAGGGUGUGUGCUUAUUCUU
Zingiber officinale is the source of this 1104-nucleotide messenger RNA. Its product is annotated as wall-associated receptor kinase 3-like. The coding region runs from base 17 to 1036 and encodes 339 amino acids. NCBI's taxonomy places the organism in Eukaryota, Viridiplantae, Streptophyta, Magnoliopsida, Zingiberales, Zingiberaceae. The record is from RefSeq and is a predicted model, not a curated record. The transcript has 3 exons. Gene Ontology annotation, molecular function: polysaccharide binding.